GAUUGAUCAGAUCUACGUCACAGUAUAUACAGUAGCGCAACUCUCCCGAUUUCAGCGUGUACGAAAUUGAACUGCACAUGCGCGAGCUAAAAUUCGGUUAGAAUUGGCGGGAGCAGACGUUUAGCUGUACAUCAGCUGUAUAGAAUCGAAGUGAAAAGCUGUGUCAAAAAAAAUAGAUAGUGAGAAGUGUUCAGUGCUCAGUGGUGUUCAAUGACUGAGUGGAAAUUAAUAUUAACUGUCGAGGAGAAUCUUUGUUCAGAGAAUAGUUGAUCUGUAUAAAUUUUAAUUAUAAGAUUUAUACAGAUUUUCUAUUCUCUUCUAGAAGCACCUUUGAUCUUAGCUUUGUUGCAGGUGCAGCUUCUUGGAAGAUACAGAUAAUAAAACAUAAGGAAAGAGGAUGUCAGCUUCUAAAUCAAGUUUAUGGUGUGUCGUAAAGGAGUGUAACAAUACUACGGAGAAAAGACACUUCUUUUUAUUUCCAAAGGAAUAUGAUAGAUGAUUGCAAUGGAUACGUGCAUGUGGAAGGUAUGAUUUAGAGGUAAUGGGUCCCGAAUACGCUCAUCGCAACUAUCGACUGUGCCACUUGCAUUUUGAAGAAAAGUGAUACAAAAUAGGCAAAAGUAGAGCCAAUCUUCAUCCUGAUGCAAUACUAACUAUAUUUUUUGGAACAAACAAUACAUCUGUAACAUCAGAAAAUGUUGGAAAUAUAGUUGAGGCUUGUCAAAAAGAAGAAACAAGCAGCAAUAUCCAGUCAACAGAAAUAUUGCCCAUGGAUACCUAUGCCGACAUUGCUAAACCGAGUACAUCCAGCAAUACUGAUUUAUCAACUGUGACAGAAAGUCCGAGGAAGAGGAAAUUAAAAGACCGAAAUUUAAAGUUAAAGGCAGAAAAUAAAAUGCUGCGAGAAAGAAUUAGACGGCUUGAAAAGAAGAUCGAAAAAUUGGAAAAUAUAAGAAAAAAUAAGGAAGAUGUCAAGGAACAUGAGAGUCUUCGUCAGUUAGGUUGUAAGUUACUACCUCCAAAUGUGGCACAAUUAUUAUCUGCACAGGUUGAUGCCCAAAUUAAAAGCAAACAUGGAAGAAGAUACACUUCAGACUUUAAACAAUUUGCGUUGCGGUUAUAUUUUGUAAGCCCGCGAAAUUAUCGAGAACUUAAGAAACAAUUCGCAUUACCUUCCAUACGUGGUCUGCAAUCAUUUACACAAACAUGGAAAAUUAAUCCCGGGAUAAAUAAUAACAUUUUUGAUGUUCUGUCUGUCAAAAUAAAUUCAUUGCCGCCUUUAGAACGACAUUGUAUAUUAUGCAUAGAUGAAAUGAGUUUGAAAGCUCAUUUAUUUUACAACAUUUCACAAGAUGAAAUAAUCGGGUUUGAAGAUACGGGUAACGAAAAAUCAGCAAAACCUGCAAAAAAUGCUUUAGUUAUAAUGGCACGCAGCAUUGCAGGGGAUUGGAAACUUCCAGUUUGCUUUUGUUUUGUGGAAACGUCAUGUAAAUCAAAUGUAAUAAAACCUAUUAUAUUUGAUAUUAUUCGGAAAUUGCAAGGUUGUGGUGUUAAUGUGCACGCUUUAAUUUCGGAUAUGGGUUCCAAUUUUAUGCAGCUAUCUCGUGAAUUGGGUAUUUCCACAGAAAAUUGUACUUUUUUAGUUGAUAAUUUUGAAAUAUUAUAUAUAUUUGAUACACCUCAUUUGAUGAAAAGAACACGCGAUAAUUUAUUUAAACAUCGUAUAGAAUUUGAAAUGAACAAAGUUGCAUUAUGGGCUCACAUUAUAGAAUUUUAUAAUAGAGAUAGCAAACAAUGGAUCAAAACUGCUCCAAAGCUAUCUAAAAAUCAUGUAGAACCUACAAGUUUUCAAAAAAUGAAAGUUAAAUAUGCCGUUCAAAUUUUCAAGUAAUCGCGUAGCUGCGGGCAUG
Solenopsis invicta (red fire ant) is the source of this 1910-nucleotide messenger RNA. RefSeq lists its product as uncharacterized. The record is from RefSeq and is a predicted model, not a curated record. The transcript has 6 exons. The coding region runs from base 770 to 1891 and encodes 373 amino acids. Lineage: Eukaryota; Metazoa; Arthropoda; Insecta; Hymenoptera; Formicidae.